Messenger RNA from Phaeoacremonium minimum UCRPA7, 795 nucleotides. RefSeq names its product putative dna damage checkpoint protein rad24 protein. The record is from RefSeq and is a predicted model, not a curated record. Gene Ontology annotation, cellular component: cytoplasm. Gene Ontology annotation, biological process: signal transduction. Lineage: Eukaryota; Fungi; Ascomycota; Sordariomycetes; Togniniales; Togniniaceae. The transcript is spliced from 5 exons. Bases 1 to 795 code for a protein of 264 amino acids.
AUGGGUCACGAAGACGCCGUGUAUCUGGCCAAGCUCGCCGAGCAGGCUGAACGCUACGAGGAGAUGGUGGACAACAUGAAGAUUGUCGCCUCCGAGGACCGCGAUCUGACUGUCGAGGAGCGAAACCUGCUCUCUGUUGCCUACAAGAACGUCAUCGGUGCCCGUCGUGCGUCCUGGAGAAUCGUGACCUCCAUCGAGCAGAAGGAGGAGUCGAAGGGCAACUCCACUCAGGUCGGACUGAUCAAGGAGUACCGCCAGAAGAUCGAGGGUGAGCUGGCUAAGAUCUGCGAGGACAUCCUCAGCGUCCUAGACAAGCACCUGAUCCCCUCGGCCAAGAGCGGCGAGUCCAAGGUCUUCUAUCACAAGAUGAAGGGUGACUACCACCGAUACCUCGCUGAGUUCGCUGUUGGCGACAAGCGCAAGGAUUCCGCAGACAAGUCUCUUGAGGCUUACAAGGCUGCCACCGAGGUUGCCCAGACCGAGCUGCCUCCUACUCACCCAAUCCGCCUGGGUCUCGCUCUCAACUUCUCUGUCUUCUACUACGAGAUCUUGAACGCCCCUGACCAGGCUUGCCACCUCGCCAAGCAAGCCUUUGAUGAUGCCAUUGCUGAGCUUGAUACCCUGAGCGAGGAGAGCUACAAGGACUCCACCCUCAUCAUGCAACUGCUCCGCGACAACCUGACCCUCUGGACCUCUUCUGAGGCCGAGGCACCCGCCGCGUCGGGUCAGGCUGAUGCUCCGGCGGCGGAGGAGAAGACUGAGGAGGCUGCGGAGGCACCCAAGCCUACCGAGUAA